AUGCCAGCUUUCAUGGGCUCGGCUCGGCUGUUCCUCUUUGGCCACUCCGAGGGGGCUAUGGUCGCCGCCAGGUACUACCAUCCGGCACUUGCGGAGCGCUUGAGCGGCAGAAUCAUUUCAGCCUGGAGCUGCGAGGAAAAUUAUUUCGUGGGCUCGAAAGCGGGCUCCCUGAUCUGCGAUGGGCAAUGUGAAGAGCGUGCCCCUGUGCUCAAUAUCAUUGGGACUGAAGACCAGUUCUUCUCAAGCCGGAGCUUCUCCGUAGCUGCACAGGUGGCCAACUCGUCGGUACACUAUGGGUCCAAGGAGCUUCGUGGCCACUGCCUGAACUCUUUUGGCGCUGGAAAUGUCAGGUCUUCUGCUGUUCUGCUGCUGCAGGGGGCAAGUCAUGAUGUUUCUUUGACUCAUGACGAUGCCUCUCGCAGCUUCCUCAGCGAGUUCUUGAGCUCCCCCCAUGACUUCGUGCGCGGAGAUGCGCGAUCUUUGAAGCUCUUGUGCAAGACGGAGAAGCGCGGGUUGCAUCUGUGCCAGGAAGAUGGUCAGACCGAACCUCUACUUGAGACAGAGUCGGGCCUGGCGCACACCGUCUACCACUUCCCACCUUGCGGCGCCAGCACAUCGGAGCUGCCCUCCGUCGCGGCGGGGCGGGCUGUAGCGUUCCUGCUACCUUCUUGGCUGCUCCAGGGUGCCGAUGACGUGACCUUGGUCGGCCUCGCCCUGUUUCUGCGACUGGCCAUCGCCUUCUUCGCGGUCUUCGUCUGCUGCUUCCUACUGUGUGGCUGCCGCCGCGGCGUGCCAGGGAUCUCGAAGUGGGUUCGGGGUUCGCAGACAAGACCUCGUGUGGCCGAUGUCACCAGGACGCUUUUCCAGCCCAUUUUAAACGGGGCACUCCUGGGAGAAGAUGAAGCUCACAGGCUCCAUUGCAAGUUAAAUCUGGUAUCCAUGAUGCCUCAGUGUUUGGGAAUUAGCGUAGAAAUUGGCUAG
Molecule: messenger RNA, 981 nt
Organism: Symbiodinium necroappetens
Lineage: Eukaryota; Dinophyceae; Suessiales; Symbiodiniaceae
Source: the annotation of a GenBank genome assembly